AUGGCAACAAUAAAUGAAUUAAAUUUUUGUUCAGCAUGCAACAAGACUCAGGCAAAAUCCAUUUGUGCGGGAUGUAAAAAAUACUUUUGUCGAAAGGAUUUCAAAGAACAUGAACAACAACUAUCGAUAAAAUUUGAUAAUGAUAUAGUGAGAUCACAUGAUGAACUUCUUGAACAAAUGCAAAAAUUAGAAAAAUCAAAUUAUUUAUCAUUGGAUCUUUUUGAUCAAAUUGAACAAUGGAAAAAAACAGCAAUAAAAAAAGUUGAAAAAGCAGCAGAAAAAGCUCAUCAUGAAUUGAUUGAAUUAAUUGAUAAACAACGUAUGAUAAUGACAAAACAACUUGAACCAAUUACAAGAGAAAUUCGUUGUCUUCGAAAAGAAGAAAAUUUUGCUGAAGAUGAUAUUAAUCGACUUAAACAAAAAAUCAAUGAAAUUCAACAAAAACUUAAACAAUUUAUUGAAAAAGAUACAAAUAAAAGUAUAAUUAUUGAUAAUAAUCAAAUUGAUUGGAAUCAUCUUAUCUAUAUUCGAGAAAUACAACCAAGAUGUAAGUAUUUUGAAGUAGAGAGAUAG
This is a messenger RNA of Rotaria sp. Silwood1, 573 nucleotides long. The record is from the annotation of a GenBank genome assembly. Lineage: Eukaryota; Metazoa; Rotifera; Eurotatoria; Philodinida; Philodinidae.